Molecule: messenger RNA, 1197 nt
Organism: Talaromyces rugulosus
Lineage: Eukaryota; Fungi; Ascomycota; Eurotiomycetes; Eurotiales; Trichocomaceae
Exons: 1
Coding region: 1-1197 (398 amino acids)
Molecular function (GO): glycosyltransferase activity
Source: RefSeq, a predicted model, not a curated record
AUGGCAUUUGAAAUUGAGGCGGCAUUCAAGGACGAGCUCCGAUAUGUCGAAGCCCGUGAUACACGGUCAGAAGAGGAAAUCCUGGCUUCCAUCAGAGAGCCGCAAGUAUCUGCGGAUACUUCAGAAAAAAAUAUAUGGGCCUUCUGGCACUCUGGCCUCGAUAGCAUGCCGGGCUGGACACAGCGCAACGUCGUGGGCUGGGCUAGACUGUGCGGUCCCUCCUGGACUGUCCGAGUGCUCGACACGGUUCCAGGCUCGCCAAACAAUGCUUUGAAGUACAUUCCUGCCGAACUCCUCCCUGAGACGUUUGUCAAGGGCACAAUGACGGGCGUCUACGUCGGCCCUCACAGCGCCGACUUCCUAAGGGGUGCGCUCCUAUAUCUCUACGGCGGUGUGUUCAUGGAUGUUGGUAAUAUUCUUGUGCGCAAUAUGGACGAUAUGUGCUGGAAUAUACUCUCCGACCCUCAGAACCCGCGCCAGGUCAGUGUGCCCUGGAUGUACAGCACGACCAUGGCGAAUCAUUUUGUCGCUGCCCGCAAAAACGAUCCAUUUAUUAAACGCUGGCAUGACCUCUUUAUCCAUCUCUGGAAAGGCCGCGACACGUACGAGGGCAUGUCUGCCAAUCCCCUUGUAAGCUAUAUUCUGAAAAAAGACCUGUCCGAAUCGGCCGGUCGUGGGUUUGGCUGGCAGUUCAAGAUUGAACCGCUCGUUAUUUUUGAAUACGUCAUGCAGGUCGUCUCGUGGGACAGAUUGUGCGCGCUGGAAGAUGCUGGAGACGGAUUCAGCUGCGCCGACUACGCGCGUGACAAUAUCCUGUGGUUUGACGCACUAGAAGAAGACUGGGCUGCCGAAACAGUCGCCGGCUUUACGGGUCAGAGCGUCUUUGACGCCCUGGCCACAAGGCUGGAUGCUGACCCAAACUCGGAAAGGUACAAGAUGGCUCAUGCCAUGACUUGGAGGAUCUUGACCAAGUCGAGCAUGCAAAAGGUUUCGCGUGGUAAGAAUCUUACCAAAACCCCAGCGCUGGGUUUGCUGUGGGAUCUGCCUGAGAAUCAGGGUAAGGACUUCGAAAAGGGAACCUUUGCCGAGCUUCUUAGAUAUGGAAGUGUUCAUUUUGAGCAAACACGUCCGGAAAUCGCAGCUGUGCAGACCAAGAAGCCAAAGGUGACGAUGCGAAAGGGAGUUUUUGAGCCAUAG